Molecule: messenger RNA, 2446 nt
Organism: Penicillium samsonianum
Lineage: Eukaryota; Fungi; Ascomycota; Eurotiomycetes; Eurotiales; Aspergillaceae
Product: putative YT521-B-like splicing factor
Exons: 6
Coding region: 365-2128 (587 amino acids)
Biological process (GO): mRNA splicing, via spliceosome; regulation of alternative mRNA splicing, via spliceosome
Cellular component (GO): nucleoplasm
Molecular function (GO): N6-methyladenosine-containing RNA reader activity; mRNA binding
Source: RefSeq, a predicted model, not a curated record
CCGAUAUCUGACAGCCUCUCUUUUCUUUCUUAUAUUUGUUUUCCAAGCUCUCUAUUCUACAGUUUCUAUUACCAGCGUCUCUUUUACUCUCAAUGCCAUUUACCAAAACACAUGCCCUUCUUGGUCCUGUUUAAACCAAGUAACACAACGCUUGAAACAAAAUACUAGCUUGGGUCUUUCUCCUUCUAGAUCUGAUCUUUGCAUUUCCCCUCUUCUACGCCAUUCUAUUCUAUUCUACUAUUCUUUUCUUCUCUAUCGGACUUUUAGGGAAGUCUUACUGGCAUUUGUGGGAUUUCUCAUAGACCAGUGGCCUCGGGCUACUUGACUUAAAAGGUUGCAAUUGGAAGUUUCAUCAACGGCCCCCAUGGGCAAUGUUCCUUCAGACAAGACAACCGACGGGACAGCCCCGAUAUCAGAACAGGCAUCUCCUACUUCAGCGCCACCUCCAAAUGUCAGACACCAUUCCAGCUUCGCAGAAGCUCGAUAUGGAACCGCCCCUUCUCCCUUAAAUAUGAGCAUGGGAUACUCCCUUCCAGGCCAUCAUCCACAAGGCUAUAAUCACCAGCCAAUGCAUCAGUACCCAGCAGCCCACGGGCAAGGCAUGAUGUAUCCCAUGCCAAUGGCUCCGUAUGGACACAACUCCGGAGGAAUGGCAUACGGCAUGCCUUACCAAGCUUAUCCGCCGUAUGCGAUCCCUCAAACCCCAGGCCCUCAACAUGGAACUCAUUACCAACCCCAUGGACCCCAAAUACAAAACAUGCAAAACCUCAGUCCCGGGCAGGUAUCUCCAUAUGGAUCGGGCUAUUACCCUCAUUCGCCAUACGGUGUCCCUUAUGGACAUGGAGUGCCUCCCGGCCAAAUGUCUCAGGCUGCUUCUCCAGUCCGUACCAACACGAGCUCGCCAUCGAAACUAGGCUCUGUGCGCAAAGAAGCCGAUAAACGAAUGGCGGAUCUGGAAUAUGACGUUUCAAAAACCAUCGUGGAUGGAUCGAAUCCCAUGAAAUUAGUGCAGCCCCAACCCCAAUCGCACCUCUCCGACAAUAGUUCCCCUUCGCAACCAGCCCCGACCGUCCCGAGUACCCCACGAGGACCACCCCGAAAGCCAAAGCAAUCCGGCCACGCGCUCUGGGUUGGAAAUCUCCCCCCAGGAGCCAAUGUCAUAGAUCUCAAGGAUCACUUUUCACAAGAUGCAACAAACGACAUUGAGAGUGUGUUCCUGAUCUCCAAAAGUAAUUGUGCGUUCGUGAAUUACAAGUCGGCUGCCGCCUGUGUCGCGGCGUUGGCGAGAUUUCACGACUGCCGGUUCCAGGGCGUGCGUGUUGUCUGCCGAAUGCGAAAGGGUUUUACUGCCCCGGGGUCUGGAUCUGUAGGCGUGGCAAUUCCCGUGGUGAAUCAUGCUCCCCGACCACGAUUGGAGGAUAUGGCUACGGUUACUGCUACAGACCCAGGCGAGGACCAUUCAAUCACACCGGAGCUCAGCUCAGCAGCGCCUGCUACGGGGAACUAUCCGCCCCCAGCCCGGAUGGUAGAUCGGUACUUUAUUGUUAAAAGCUUGACAGUGGAAGAUCUCGAGCUGAGCAAGCAAAGUGGCAUCUGGGCUACGCAAUCGCACAACGAGGCGGCGAUGAAUCAAGCUUUCGAGACCACUGAUUACGUCUAUCUAAUUUUCUCCGCCAACAAAUCUGGUGAGUAUUUUGGAUAUGCGCGUAUGAUGUCGCCGAUUAGCGACGACGAAGAGCUCGCCUUGGAGAUGCCAUCCCGGCCCGAUCCCCCGCUCGGGCCCGACGAGCUCGACGUGACCCUGACAGUGGCGACGUCGACAGCGCCGCAAGGCCGAAUCAUCGAUGAUUCAGUGCGGGGUACUAUCUUCUGGGAAGUUGAGUCGUCGGAAGAUGAGAACGACGACGCCAGCGAGAAGAGCGUUGAACCCGAGGAUCCGGAAGAGGGCCAAACCUUUGGUAAACCGUUCCGCAUCCAAUGGAUUUCGACGGAACGAGUACCUUUUCAGCGCACUCGUGGCCUCCGUAACCCUUGGAAUGCGAAUCGGGAAAUCAAAAUCGCUCGUGACGGCACCGAAAUCGAGCCGACGAUCGGCCGUAAGCUGAUUCAGUUAUUUCAUUUGCCUUGAAUUUCUUGGUUUUCCAAUGUCCUUUGGGAUGAUCUGCUCUGCCUUUUGUGUGGUUAUCAAUAGCCUAUUUUCUGGCCUAUAUAAUCAGACAUCGACAGAGUAAAUUCAUUUAGGAAGAAAUCAGAAAUCCAGCAUAUAUAACACUUUAUGGGAAACGAGCAAUACACACAAUGUACGUAUAUUUUUAUUUACUUUUUAACCGAACAUGCUUCCCCUCUUUUCUGCAGCGAUUAUCGUUUGAUAUUCUGCACGAUACCCCUUCUGUAAACCGGUUGACUGUUACUGUGUUAUAUAGGUAAUAGGUACUAUUAAGUCGUG